CCUGUCAAGUAGACAUUUUUUUCGUCAAGCUGUCUCCGCAAAUUCGCAAAAUAGGAGACGAAAAUCCGUUUAAGUUCUCUAGUUUUAUAUCGAAUCUGCCACCUAUAGGUGGUAGAACAAUGCCGCGGUGCAGCAAACGGACGCGUAGCAGCGCUCCUGCUGCUGAACUACUGGCGGGCACUACUUCACUCGAGGAUCACCAUCACCAUAAACGUUCCAGAAAUACUAGCUCUAGAAGACAUUCCAAAUCUGAAGAUACAAGUUUUAGUGUAAAAAAAUGCUUAACCUGGUUUAAAGAGUACACAACAGUCUCGGAACCAGAUGUUUUAGGACCAGAAGGCAUGGAAAAGUUUUGUGAGGAUCUCAAUGUUGAUCCCGAGAAUGUAGUAAUGCUUGUGAUUGCAUACAAAAUGGGUGCCAAACAAAUGGGUUAUUUUACACAAGAGGAAUGGUUAAAAGGUUUAACAGAACUCCAGUGUGACAGUGUGCACAAAUUACAGAACAAAUUAGAAUAUUUACGCAGUUUACUCAAUGACCCCUAUAUGUUUAAGGCCAUAUACAGAUAUUCAUAUGAUUUUGCGAGGGACAAGGAGCAGCGCUCGCUGGACACGGGCACGGCGCGCGCGCUGCUGGGCGUGCUGCUGCCGCGCUGGCCGCUGCGCGCCGCGCUGGCCGACUUCCUGGCGCGCGAGCAGCGCUACCGCGUCGUCAACCGCGACCAGUGGAGCAACAUCCUGGAGUUCAGCCGCACCGUGGACGCGCAGCUGGCCGCCUACGACGCGGACGGCGCCUGGCCUGUGAUGUUAGAUGAAUUUGUGGAAUGGCUCCGAGCCGAAAGAGCAGGCGAUUCAUCAAUGCUGGCCAGCUGAGAUUGUCCCACUAACAAAGCAGGGAACGCUGUGAAUAUUUCUUCCGGUGACGGGCCUUCACCAUCACCGUGAGGCGCUCCUAUCGUAAAGAGUCCGUUGUCCAAUGCUGAUACAUAUGAAUUAUUGCCAAACUCGAUUGCAAUUGAUCCAGAAAUAUCUUCAAUCUUUUCUACUUUCCACCAACCAGCGUGUUUUACGCAGUCCUCGUCUAUUUUAUCACCUUCUGAUUUAUCCUUCUUCUUAUGUUUACGUUUCUUUGCUCUGUAAAAUGUAAGUAAAUCAAGUAUAGUGUUAAAAUA
This is a messenger RNA of Melitaea cinxia (Glanville fritillary), 1168 nucleotides long. It is a transcript of the gene SCCRO4, whose product is annotated as DCN1-like protein 5. Lineage: Eukaryota; Metazoa; Arthropoda; Insecta; Lepidoptera; Nymphalidae. The record is from RefSeq and is a predicted model, not a curated record. Bases 120 to 869 code for a protein of 249 amino acids. Gene Ontology annotation, cellular component: ubiquitin ligase complex. Gene Ontology annotation, molecular function: ubiquitin-like protein binding; ubiquitin conjugating enzyme binding; cullin family protein binding. The transcript has 8 exons. Gene Ontology annotation, biological process: positive regulation of ubiquitin-protein transferase activity; protein neddylation.